Molecule: messenger RNA, 1536 nt
Organism: Rhopalosiphum maidis (corn leaf aphid)
Lineage: Eukaryota; Metazoa; Arthropoda; Insecta; Hemiptera; Aphididae
Product: protein maelstrom 1-like
Exons: 10
Coding region: 283-1488 (401 amino acids)
Biological process (GO): regulation of miRNA-mediated gene silencing; negative regulation of DNA-templated transcription; male meiotic nuclear division
Cellular component (GO): nucleus; P granule
Molecular function (GO): sequence-specific DNA binding
Source: RefSeq, a predicted model, not a curated record
UUGGCGUGUCGUAGGCCUGAUUGUAGAUAAUCGUUGCGUGACUAUAACACAGAUAUAUUCUGUGGUACUACACUUACUGAUAAGCGUCACCGUGCCAAUAUAUUAUCUUAAGUCGAUCGUUCUUAGAUUGUUCCUAAUUAAUAACUUGUCAUUUUUACGUUUGAUACCCACGACGUUUGCUUUCCAAUUUAUUGAUUGUUUCUUUUAUUACUGUUGUAUACUCUAUAGUACUUUCGUUCUACAGUUUUCUUGCACUACUAUUGGAAUUAAGUGAAGAUAAAUAUGGCUACCAAGAAAAAUGCAUUUUAUAUUUUCUUGACUGAUUAUAGAAAUGAAGAAAUUAAUAAAGGAAAUAAACCUUCUAGUUUUCAACAAUUAAGUAAUAAAUUAGCACCGAUAUGGAAUUCUAUGACUGAUGAAGAAAAAAAUAAAUAUAAAGUUCUUGCACGUAAAAAUAAUUCAAACCAAGAUAAUGAAAAGCCGUUUACAAAAAUUAGUGAUCUACGUAAUAAUAGCAAUGAUUUUUCGAAUAUGCAGAAAUAUUUGACCAAGAUGUUUGAAUUUAUUCCAAAUGAUAAGGAAUUAUUUGAAAAGAAAUUUAUUUUAUUGCAUAUUAAUUGUCAUACCCAUAACGGAGAACAAUAUUAUUUUCCUGCUGAAAUAGCAGCAGUAGAAUUUAAUUUAAUAAAUGGUGUUUCUCGUACAUAUCAUAAAAUUAUUGGUAUUUCUAAAAUUUACCCAAGAGGUUUUGCUGGAGGUAUGAGAGAAUAUUCCGAUCUAUUUCAUCAAAUUUAUUGUUGGCAUGAACAUCCGGAUGAUUAUCAAAAUAUAUUAUUGGAAUUUUUAACAUUUUUAAAGGAUGGACAAAUCAACCAUACUGAUUUUCAAAAUGGCACAUUGGACUUACCAUAUUUAUACACUGCAGAGACAGAAAUCGGCAUGGAUAUAAUGAAAACUAAAAGUAGUUUGGAAAGACUUUACUCUACGGUUUUCCCAAAAGAUGAUGCUAAACAUUAUAAGCCUAUAUUCAAAAUAGGAAGUAUUAAUCAAUUAUUGUUGGAAAUCAAAAAAAAAAUUAAUGUACACUUGGAUCCACAAAAUAUAAGACCAGGAAUGUCAGUUCAAGACAUAUUAGAAUCUGAUAUGUUUGGACAUGGUCUUGGCUGUACGUACCAUGAAAUGAAAGAUAUUGCAUUCAAAUGUUCCAAAGCCCGUGUUAUUCAGUGGAUGUCUAAUAUUUGCAAGCAUGUAAGUACAUAUACUAGUUUACAGAUUGUACCUGGCAGACACAUAGCAGCUCAAUUAAAAGAUGGCUCAAAAAUGAUUAUUGAAAAUGCAAAUUUACCAUUCACCAAACAAGAUCUAAAAUUAAUAGAUAUAAAUACUCCAAAGGAUGAUAUUAUAUUGUCUAACUGUAUCAAAUCAUCAAUUCUUGCACAAACACAACAAGAUUCUUGCUCAAGUGACGAAGAAAAUAAUCUAUAUUGAACAUAUUAAUUCAUUUAAACAGUCAAUGAAAGAAACAGUUAACACAUC